Messenger RNA from Ceraceosorus guamensis, 2430 nucleotides. Its product is annotated as putative mitochondrial precursor protein import receptor tom70. The transcript is spliced from 4 exons. Bases 296 to 2200 code for a protein of 634 amino acids. NCBI's taxonomy places the organism in Eukaryota, Fungi, Basidiomycota, Exobasidiomycetes, Ceraceosorales, Ceraceosoraceae. Gene Ontology annotation, molecular function: protein binding. The record is from RefSeq and is a predicted model, not a curated record.
GGUGGGUGAUAGAAGCUGUUCUUGCGCUUUGCCAUCUCAAGGAAGCAUCCGAGAUCGUGGUCCACCUUCCGGCGCACAUUAAGCCCACUCAUUCCUUCUAGACGCAUCCCCUGCCCUGCCCAGUCGUAGCUGCUGAUCGUAGCAACACAAGCGACUGAGCCUAGCUACUGCUCGCGACUCUUUGCUCACCCUUGCGCUCCUUGCGAACGGUCUGAGAGGUCGCCACGGAGUGCUUCCACACGAGUCGAGCUUACGAUCCCUUCUUGUGAAGUGAGACAGUAGACAUCGACCAACGAUGGCCCCAGCCAACUCCGCGCAACAAGCUGGCGAAGCUGCUUCUCGAGCUGCCCAACGUGCAGGCGACAAUGCUCAGCGCGGCGCCAACUCUAUUUCUCGGUGGGUGGAAGAGAAUAGAGCGCUCGCGAUCACGUUGGGAGUGAGCACGCUCGCCGUGGGCGGCGCUGGAGUCUAUUACCUCCUUUCUGGGCCGCGAAGGCCGCCUGGAGGAGGCGAGGAGCAAGGUGGAAAGGGCGAAAAGGCCACUUCAGGCGCGGCGAAAAAGAAAAAGAAAAGCAAAGCAAAGAAGGCGUCGGCGGUGGACCGAGAGGACGGUCCACUGUUAGAUGAGGCCUCAGACGAGGAUUUGUUCGCAUUAUCCGUAGAGGAGAUCAAGCGAUUGCCGGAAGAGCGCCGAAAAGACCUUGCGCAGAAGCUAAAGGUCGCUGGAAACAAGGCCUACUCGCAGAGAGAGUUUGAGAGCGCUAUUGGACACUACACCAAGGCGAUUGCCGCGGCACCUCAAGCCGUGUUUUUCAGCAAUCGAGCUGCGUGCUAUUCCAAUCUCGGACGGCCAGCAGAUGUCAUUCCCGACUGCAAUGAGGCGCUCAAGCUCGACACCACAUACGUCAAGGCGCUCAACAGGAGGGCUCUCGCUCAAGAACAGCUUGGUGGAGCCGCAUCCGCAGAAGGCGAAGAGGGCGAGGCCGCUCGAGGCAUGCUGUUCAAGAGCCUGGUCGACUUCACAGCGGUCGGUAUUCUUGGGCGCUUCUCGGAUCAGAGCGCUGUCGACUCGGUGGAGCGAGUGCUCAAGACCAUCGCUUCUAGCAAAGCAAAGGAGAUUUUGAGAACGAGAGAACCAAAACUUCCCUCUCCCACUUUCGUCACUGCUUACCUUGAAGCAUUCCGACCAAAGCCUCGCCCAGCGCUACCUGCUGCCCCGAGCAGGGCUGACAACCAGCUGAUGCUGGCAUAUGACGCUAUCGACGCUCGCAACUACCCCCACGCUCUUUCGCUGCUCAACGAAUCGCUAAUCGAAGAUGACCCACAACACAAGCUCAGCACCGAAGAGCUGGAGGCCAUGGCUUUGAACAUGCGCGGAACAUUCAAAUUUGUCAUUGGUGAUGCGGCGGGAGCGCUCGAGGACCUCGAAAGGAGCACCUCUUUGAGACCUGAUCACGCGCAGACGUGGGUCAAGAAGGCCUCCGUGCACAUGGAGCUGUCGGACAAGGACGCAGCCUUCAACGACUUUGAGGUGGCAAUUCGUGCAGAUGCAAAGGAUCCGGACAUCUACUAUCAUCGUGGCCAAGUGCAUUUCAUCUUGGGCGAAUAUACAGAGGCAAUCAAGGACUAUCAAAAGUCCACUCAGCUGGACGACAAAUUCAUCUUCAGCCAAGUCCAGCACGCUGUUGCGUUGUACAAGAGCAACUCGACAGACGCGUCCAUGCGCGAGUUCAAUAAGUUGCUCAAAGUAUUCAACGGGUCUAGCGAGGCCCACAACUACUACGGAGAGCUGUUAUUGGAUCAGCAGAAGUUCGAGGCGGCAGUCGCGCAGUUCGAUAGGGCGAUUGCCAUUGAGCAGGACAAGGAGCGUAGCUCGAACGUGCUGCCCAUGAUCAACAAGGCGUUGGCGUUGUUCCAAUGGCAGCAGGAUAUGCCCACUGCUGAGCGUUUGUGCAGGCAAGCUUUGGAAAAGGAUCCUGAUUGCGACACCGCCAUUGCCACAUUGGCGCAAUUGAGCUUGCAGCAAGGCAAGAUCACAGAUGCGAUUGGCUUCUUUGAGAGGUCUGCCAAGAUUGCGAGGACUUACCAGGAGCUUGAAAAUGCGAUCACAUACGAGAACGCUUCGCGCGCACAAUUGCAAUUUAUAAAGGACUAUCCGGAGCAGGGUAAAGAACUGACGCAACUUGCUCAGCUUGUAUAGGCUUAAAGGAGCAACCAUGUGGCGGUAGCGCAUGUGAUAAUGGCACGGAACGAUGCAACGCAAUUCAUUCACCCCUUUUAGCGGAUUCUGCGAGCGAGCCUUUGAGUCGUUCUCCUGGGGAUGCUUGAGCACAAACUCUCGAUUCGUGAUCCUUGAGACUCUGUUGUGUCUCCGAGCUCUUCGUGUGUGGUACCCAACAUGCAAUUCGUGACACUACUACUGCUGAGAAC